AUUUUGUUCCGGGCACACUGAGAUGUUGAAAUGAAGAUUGAUGAAAAAGUCCUCACCUAUUUUGAAUCUUGCAACUCACCUGUGGAUAAGGAAGGGUACCUGUACAAGAAGGGUGAGAUCAAGACUUCCUAUCAGAAGCGCUGGUUCGUGCUGAAGGGGAACCUCCUCUUCUACAAAGACCGGCAGACCGACCGGGAUCUGGUCGGAGUGAUUGUUCUGGAGGGCUGCACCGUCCAGCUGUGCGAGUCCGAGGAGAACUUCGCCUUCUCGCUGGUGUGGAGCGAGCCGGGGCUGCGGACGUACAAGUUUGCCGCGGAGAACCAGGCCAGUCAGGAGAGCUGGAUCAAAGCCCUGCUGUCAGCCAGCCACAGCUACCUGGCCCUGCUUGUAGUGGACAUGGAGUCGAAGUACAGAGAUGCAGUUGGUGCACUCUCCAGUAAACCAAGCAAACCUUUUGUCAUGCCAAAUUUCAGCGCCAUCCAGUCUGCUGCCGUCUUUGUGACCUCAAACACCUGCACCUCAUCUGCGCUGGGAACAGCACCCAGCCCGAAUUCCUGUCCAAACCUACAAGCUCUUACCAUUUCAUCCAAGACGGCCAGUAAGAAAUCACCCAAACUGCGAUCGAAGAAGAAUGCCAACGCGGUGCCUAUGUUUGAUCCAUUUCAGACGAUUGGGGAGUACGACUUUAACCAGCUGCAUGAAGAUUAUGGAAAGGAAGUAAAGGAACUGAUUGUCAUGUGGUCAAAGAAAGGACACGGCGGUGCGAAUGUUCAGGAAGAAAACUUGAUAGAUUUUGAAUGAUAAAAGUUGGCUUUGUUUCUAACCCUUAACUUAUAGAGAAGCUUUAUCAUGCAUACGUGCACUGGAUUAGAAAUGUGUCGGUAAUAUAUAGUUGACAUAGUUAUAUUUGUUUUCUUCCAGAAACAUGCUGUUUCUUUUUUACUUUUUCAUAGAUUAGUCAAUAAAUGAUCUGUGAUCAUCUGUUUUAUUAACCUUUGUUUGUCACUGCAAUGAUGUUAUUUCCUAAGUUGGCAUUUUUAUAAAGUCACUCACCUGAAAUAUGACCUCCAUCUGCUCCAGCUAGUCUACUGUCUUUAUACUGGACAUACUAUGGCUAACCAGUUCAGGUGAAAACCUUCCUCUUAAGACAUGGAUGUCAAGCCUGUGUUACACUGUGGGCCACAUACACCACAUUUUGAUUUUAAGGAGGCUGGAUCAGUAAAACUGUUCUUUCUGUCCUUUAAUGUUUAACUACACAUUUACUAAAGAAAUGCUGCUGUGGCAAAUGAAAGAAAUGUGUCCGCACGACUCUUUGGGAUUAAACUGUAAGAAAUAAAUGUGUUAAAUUACAGAAAGGAUCCUGGUAGCUUAAAACUAGACUGAAAUUUUCUGUUAAUUCACAGAAAAUGUAAAUUUCUUUUGUUGAUUUUUUUUUUACUGUGAACACAUUGUAAAAACAGAGUUUUUCCUUCGCACAAAGCUUUCCAGUGGGCUGGAUUUGAGUCUUUGGCAGGCCUUAUGUUUGACACGUCUGUCUUAACAUGCCCGAACAAAUUUCACCGAGGACAGAGAAUGAAAGAAACUGUGAAACGGUGAUAUAAAAUUUGCUUAUUAAUAACAGCUUCAUUACUUCAGAGCUGAUAAUACCUGGCGUGUUUAUAAGAAAUAAAUCUGCCAGCCAUUAAAAAGGCCUGAGUUCAUCUGUAGCUGAAAGUUGGCCACAUUUCCAUUUUAAAUCAGGAAUUGUCUGAUCGAGGAAACAUUUCCCUUUGGGCUCUAUUAUUAUUGAUGACCUAAUGAGUCCAUUUUGCCUCACAGAUUUAAACAAUUUGACCAGUGACAGGGUAAAAAAGGACUGACAGUUGGCUGGGGGGCAACACGGGCCAAGAAGGGUGAAGUCCGCUAAAUUUUAGAAGGGGGUCGAAAUGGCUGAGAAACAGAAUGGCAGGAGGGCAGCAGGGCUAUUUCAGUCUGUACAGCUGUCUUGUCUUCGUGGUCUUUGCUCUGUCUUUCUCCUUCUGUGUCUGCAUCGCUUCUUUUUUCAACCUUCGAGCCUACAGCUGAGCUGGCUGCUUAUUGGCUUCACAUACAACACAUUUUUUGCCUCCUCCUUGCCAAUCGGGCGCUUCGUUUUCCAUCAUUACAAAACAUUGCAGAUAAUUUAGGUCAUAUUUUGCCACGUGAAACGCUACGCCCACGAGCCAGCUAAGACUCUGGAUUGCUUCACGCCAGCGUGGGAUACCAAUACAUACAUACCUAAGCUGUACAGUUGUGUGAUUGAUGGCCAGCCAAUGAUACUCAUAUAUGGGGUUUAGUGGGUGGGUCACUGUCCUCCUAUCCUAAAGCAACUAUACUGGGAACCUCGAGGAGGAACCCAAAUUAGUGCACCCGUGGCGGUAAAGCUGGUCAUUUAGUCCAAUCAUCAUUUUGCCUGUUUCUUUUUUUUCUUUCUUACACUUGAAUCAGUAAAACAGAAAAUGAUUCACUA
Messenger RNA from Haplochromis burtoni (Burton's mouthbrooder), 2488 nucleotides. Its product is annotated as sesquipedalian-1. The record is from RefSeq and is a predicted model, not a curated record. NCBI's taxonomy places the organism in Eukaryota, Metazoa, Chordata, Actinopteri, Cichliformes, Cichlidae. The coding region runs from base 31 to 801 and encodes 256 amino acids. Gene Ontology annotation, biological process: retrograde transport, endosome to Golgi; receptor recycling; endosome organization. Gene Ontology annotation, cellular component: trans-Golgi network; early endosome; recycling endosome. The transcript has 3 exons.